AUGCUGUCCAGCUUGGGGUGUCUCCUUCUCUGUGGAAGUUUUGCACUAGCCCUGGGAAAUGCACAGAAAUUGCCAAAAGGUAAAAGGCCAAACCUGAAAGUCCACAUCAACACCACAAGUGACUCUAUCUUCUUGAAGUUCCUGCGUCCAAAUCCUAAUGUAAAACUGGAAGGUUUUCUUCUGGGAUAUGGCAGCAAUUUAUCACCAAAUCAGUACUUUCCUCUUCCCCCGGAAGGAAAAUACACAGAGGCGCUAGUCGAUGCAGAGCCUAAAUAUCUGAUUGUCGUGCGACCUGCCCCUCCACCAAGUCAAAAGAAGUCAUGCUCAGGCAAAUCACGCUCUCGCAAGCCUCUCCAGCUGGUGGUUGGCACUCUGACACCAAGCUCUGUCUUCCUGUCCUGGGGCUUCCUCAUUAACCCACACCAUGACUGGACAUUGCCGAGUCACUGUCCCAAUGACAGAGUUUAUACAAUUCGCUAUAGAGAAAAGGAUAAGGAAAAGAAAUGGAUUUUUCAACUCUGUCCAGCCACUGAAACAAUUGUAGAAAACCUAAAGCCCAACACGGUUUAUGAAUUCGGAGUGAAAGACAAUGUAGAAGGUGGAAUAUGGAGUAAGAUUUUCAAUCACAAGACUAUUAUUGGAAGUAUAAACAAAGUAAAUGGGAAAAUUCAAAGUACCUAUGACCAAUCAAACACAGUGCCAGCAUAUGUCCCAAGGAAACUGAUCCCAAUAACAAUCAUCAAGCAAGUGAUUCAGAAUGUUACCCACAGAGCUUCAAUUAAACCCCCAGAUAGGACUCCCAUUGGAGGAACGAUACUGGUUCACCUUGUUAUUCCCGGUCUUAAUGAAACCACCGUAAAACUCCCAACAUCUAUAAUGUUUGAGAUUUCAGAUGCAAUCAAGACACAAUUAGCUAAAAAUGAAACCUUGGCAUUACCAGCUGAAUCUAAAACACCAAAGGUAGAAAAAAUCCCAGCACAGCCCAUAACAGUUCUCAGCGAAAAGACCCCGGAAAGAUCGCAAACUAUUCUAAUACCUAGGUUUGAGUUACCACUGAGCACUCUAGCUCCGAAAAGACUUCCAGAAUUUCCUCAGGCAAAAACACCCUUCCCUUUUGAGAAACCUGGGGGCGCCUUGGCUUCGAGUGAAAAGCCAUGGAUUGCACCUAUAACUAAAACAUCUGAAGAUUCCAAAGUUUUACCACCUCAAACUGCAGCUUAUGAGGUUUUCUCAAGCCCUACGACGCCAGAUGAGCCUGAAAUAUCAGAGCCCCACACAGCAACAAGGGAUCCAUUUCUGGAUUCUGUCCCACCUAAAACUUCUAGAACUCUUGAACAGCCAAGGGCAACACUGGCUCCAAGUGAAACGGCAUUUAUUCCUCAAAAACUAGAAAUCAUUACCAGCCCUGAAAUGCAACCUACAACACCUGCUCCCCUGCAAACUACAUCUACAAGACACCGCAGGCCCAAACCACCAAGAACCAAGCCUGGAAGAACCAAAAGUCCUGGAACAACUACUUCUAAACUUUCUAAGAGCCCUGAACCUACAUGGACCACACUGGCUCCCAGUAAAACACAAUUUAUUUCUUUAAAACCUAAAAUCCCUCUGAGUCCAGAAGUGACACACAUCAAACCUGCCCCUGAACCUCUGACUCCAACACCAUCACAGUCAACAAUAGCUUUAGAACCUGGAACACUGGAAACCAAACCUUCAACAACAACAUUAGCUCCCAAGCAGACAGCGCGCACUCCUCCCAAAGCAAGACCAUCUUCACAUCCAAGAGUCCCUCAGACACAGCCAGCUCCUAAGGUGUUCCAGCAUGUUACUUCAAAGCCAAAAAUGUCACCAAGGCCAGAAGUGCCAUAUACUCCACCUGCUCCAGGAGGUGUGCUCCUUCCCCAUAAACCAGACCACGGAGCCUCUCAGAGCGAAUCUGUUCUGCAGCCUGUUACCUUUAGAAUUGAUCCGCCAGAGACAACAAUAGCUCCUUUAGACACCCGAAGCAGCCCUUUCGUCCCUUUGAUUUCACCAAGUUCUAGUCAAGAGGAACUACAAACCAUUCUGGCAGAAACAGACCAAGCCACCCAAGAGCUCUUCACAACUAAGAUUCCACCAACAACUGAAUUGGCAAAGACAACUCGGGCACCACACAGACUGUACACUAUUCCUGUGAGGCCCAAAAUACCAGAAAAACCAGACAUCAGACCUGUUUUGAAUAAAACAACUACAAGACCCAUUAGACCCAAACCCAGUGGGAUGCCCAAAGGGAAUGAAAUAGGAACAGGGGUCAAGCAACCACCAAACCCAUCGGGUGCUGGUAGAAAUGUGUCCAUGGACUCUACCCACUUCACAAAAAAACCAGCCACAAUUCCAGGCACUCGCCAUCCACCCUUGCCACCUAGACCUGUACCCCCACGAAGAAAACCAUUGCCACCAAAUAAUGUCACUGGCAAGCCAGGAAGUGCAGGGAUCAUUUCAUCAGGCCUAGGAACAUCCCCACCCCUGCGGGCAACACUCAGGCCCAUUGGACCCACCUCAGAGAGAACAGAGUCGGACAAAAAGGAUCCAACAGCUUCCGCCUCAGGAGAAGAUCUUGGUGAUACAACUGACUUUAGCUCAAGUCCAACAAGAGAAACUGAUCCUCUUGGGAAACCCAGAUUUGUAGGGCCUCACGUGAAAUACAUUACAAAACCUGACGACAGGCCCUGCUCCAUCACCGACUCCAUCAAACGGUUCCCCAAAGAGGAGCCCACAGAGGGGAAUGCCACCAGCCCGCCGCAGAACCCACCCUCCAACCUCACUGUGGUCACCGUGGAAGGAUGCCCCUCAUUUGUCAUCUUGGACUGGGAAAAGCCACUCAAUGACACUGUCACUGAAUAUGAAGUUAUAUCCAGAGAAAAUGGGUCAUUCAGUGGGAAGAACAAGUCCAUUCAAAUUACAAAUCAAACCUUCUCCACAGUAGAAAAUCUAAAGCCAAACACAAGCUAUGAAUUCCAGGUGAAACCAAAAAACCCACUGGGGGAAGGCCCGCUCAGCAACACGGUGGCAUUCAGUACUGAAUCAGCGGAUCCGAGAGUGAGUGAGCCAGUUUCUGGAGGAAGAGAUGCCAUCUGGACAGAAAGACCCUUUGAUUCAGACUCUUACUCAGAAUGUAAAGGCAAACAAUAUGUCAAAAGGACUUGGUAUAAAAAGUUUGUAGGGGUGCAGCUAUGCAACUCUCUCAGAUACAAGAUUUAUCUGAGCGACUCCCUCGCAGGAAAGUUUUAUAACAUAGGCGAUCAGAGAGGCCAUGGAGAAGAUCACUGCCAAUUUGUGGACUCGUUUUUAGAUGGACACACAGGGCAGCAAUUGACUUCUGAGCAGUUACCCACAAAACAAGGCUAUUUCAGAGCAGUUCGCCAGGAACCUGUCCAAUUUGGAGAAAUUGGUGGUCACACCCAAAUCAAUUACGUUCAGUGGUAUGAAUGUGGAACCACAAUUCCUGGAAAAUGGUAG
Molecule: messenger RNA, 3495 nt
Organism: Pipistrellus nathusii (Nathusius's pipistrelle)
Lineage: Eukaryota; Metazoa; Chordata; Mammalia; Chiroptera; Vespertilionidae
Source: the annotation of a GenBank genome assembly